AUGGCAAGCGCUGGUGUGAGACUGAAGCAUCUAAUAGAUUCAAAAGAACAAAGAGUGCUUUUUGGUGAAGCAGACCAGAAUUUCAUCGAUUUCCUCUUCAAUCUACUCUCCCUCCCUCUUGGGACUGUGGUUAGACAACUCAAAAAGCAAGGCAUGGUGGGUUGCUUGGGAAAUUUGUACGAGAGCGUUGAAACUUUGAACGACACGUAUUUGCAGCCAAACCAGAGCAAAGACAGUCUACUGAAGCCCACAUUUUAUUGUGGUUCUUCGGCCAUGCUUCUGCCAGAUGAUACUGAUUCCUCAACCUCAACGACAUUUUAUGUUUGCCAACCAAACAGUUAUGAACAAUGUAUUGAAUACUUUGCCGAUGACCCUAAUGCAAUUUGCCCUGUAUGUAACGUGUCAAUGAGCAAAAGGGGUAGGUUUGUGAAACCACAUAUUGGGAAAGAUGAGGAGGGGGGGUUUGUGAAGGGUGGUGGGGUGACUUACAUGGUGAUGGAUGACUUAUCUGUGAUUCCCAUGUCUGCCAUUUCUUGCUUGGCUCUUUUGAACAAGUUCAAUGUCACUAAAGUUGGUGGUUUAGAGGAAAAGAUCAUCACUUUGGAUGUCAAUGAGGGUGUGAAACUGCUAAGGGCUUCUCUUCAAUCGAAUACUAUUCUCACUGACGUCUUCUUUGGAAGGAUGAAGACUACGACUCCAAAAAGUUGUUCUUCUACUCCAAAUAGUUGUUCUUCAAGAAAGGGACGAGGAGGAAACUAA
Molecule: messenger RNA, 759 nt
Organism: Momordica charantia (bitter melon)
Lineage: Eukaryota; Viridiplantae; Streptophyta; Magnoliopsida; Cucurbitales; Cucurbitaceae
Source: RefSeq, a predicted model, not a curated record